UAAAACAAGGUCUAAAGGUAACACUCAUGAUGGAGGAAGAAAAAAACAAGAUCCAAAGUGAAGGUAUGAAUUUGUCCGUAAGUCAAGAGAGUCCUCGGGAAACAAGUCAGAAUGGGACUGUCCUGCCUGCAGCAGAAGCCAAGACUGUGCCCACGCAGUCUUUUUCCUCCCUGCUGCCGAAGGCUCUUUCUGCUGUGCUGCAUCCGGCGGUAGCCCCGGGGCUGAGCUCCGACCCCAGGCCCAGCAGAAAUCCAGAGAAGGGCGCUUCCAACCUGGAAGUGCUGCAGACAGAGCUGAGAGACCUGAAGGAGCAGUUUGAACAGAUGAAAAGUCAACACAACAAAGAAAUCAAACUUCUGAUGAAUGAGCUUGAUGAGGAGAAAAGGAUUCGCUUGACUUUACAGAUGGAAAUCCAACGUAUGAAGAAGCACAUGUCUAAAUGAACCUGAGAUGCCAAGACAGAGAUGCCGAUUCAACACAAAUCCUUCCAUCCUCUUUUUUUUUCAAUGAAAGGAUUUCUUUUUUGGUUAUUGCUUUGACGAUAAUCACAUUUAUCUUUGCGAUGGACUGCGGAGUGGGCUGACCAGGAGGACUCAGUGCUGCAAAUACAAAGCUGCAGCACCGUGGUGGUGGACUCAUAACGGGAAGACGCAACACACUGCUGUUUCUCAAAGCAGUGCAUCGUCUCUUAUAUAAAUAUAAAUAAUUUUAUUUACUUGUAAACCAUUGCAUCUUUGGUUAUCUUUUUUUUUUGUAAGUGCUCAAGUUUCCAUGCAUAUGAAAUCUGCAUUUCAGAAAUUUUGACUGAGACAAGAAGAUAUUCAGUUCAUCACCAUUUGUUAUUAGAGUGUUUAUUAAUAAUAAAAGAUAAAUUCAUAUAUACAAAUAAAUAUAUGCGUAGGAGUGAAACACUUUUAAAAAAGAGGGAGUCAAAUCUUCUCUUCUCAGACAAAAUGGAAAUCUGUCUUUCUUUUUCAGUCUUAAGAAAUCUGUGAUGAAAAACAAACAAAUAAAUAAAUCUGGAGUGGAAUGUGUUUGCAUGUUCAGCAGGUUGUAGGUCUGUGCCAGUGGGUUGUUCUGUGAAUGUAUGGAGACGGUUUGUUGAAUCUCAGUGCUGAGAUAAAUUAUCAACACAUGAAUGGAGAUGAAAUCCUUUUCAGAUACAUAUGCUGAAAGGUGUCUGUGGUCACUUUCUCCUACCAAAUAUAA
Salarias fasciatus (jewelled blenny) is the source of this 1209-nucleotide messenger RNA. Its product is annotated as SH3 domain-containing kinase-binding protein 1. The coding region runs from base 27 to 443 and encodes 138 amino acids. The record is from RefSeq and is a predicted model, not a curated record. NCBI's taxonomy places the organism in Eukaryota, Metazoa, Chordata, Actinopteri, Blenniiformes, Blenniidae. The transcript is spliced from 5 exons.